AUGUUUGGGUCCAAUGACACUUCCCCUCUAUUGGGAUUCAUUCUCCUGGGCCUCACAGGACACCCAAAGCUAGAGAAAACAUUCUUUGUGCUCAUCCUGUCAAUGUACCUGAUGAUCCUACUGGGGAAUGGAGUCCUCAUCCUGGUGACCACCCUCAACUCCCACCUGCACACGCCCAUGUACUUCUUCCUGGCAAACCUCUCCUUCCUGGACAUCUGCUACACCACCUCCUCAGUCCCCCUCAUUCUUGACAGCUUCCUGACCCCCAGAAAAACCAUCUCCUUCUCAGCCUGUGCUGUGCAGAUGUUUCUGUCCUUUGCCAUGGGAGCCACAGAGUGUGUGCUGCUGAGUGUGAUGGCGUUUGAUCGUUACGUGGCCAUCUGCAAUCCGCUUAGGUACCCUGUGGUCAUGAGCAAGGCCGCUUAUGUGCCCAUGGCCAUCAGCUCUUGGGCAGCUGGAAGUAUCACUGCUACUGUACAGACAUCCUUGGCAAUGCAACUUCCCUUCUGUGAGGGCAACGUCAUCAACCAUUUCACCUGUGAGAUCCUGGCUGUCCUGAAGUUGGCCUGUGCUGACAUCUCCAUCAAUGUGAUCAGCAUGGGGGUGGCCAAUGUGAUCUUCCUCGGGGUUCCAGUCCUAUUCAUUUUUGUCUCCUAUGUCUUCAUACUCACCACCAUCCUGAGGCUCUCCUCAGCUGAGGGCAGGAAAAAGGCCUUCUCCACCUGCUCUGCCCACCUCACGGUUGUGGUCGUCUUCUAUGGGACCAUCCUCUUCAUGUAUGGGAAGCCCAAGUCCAAGGACCCAAGGGGGGCAGACAAGCAGGACCUUGCAGACAAGCUCAUCUCCCUCUUCUAUGGGGUGGUGACCCCCAUCCUGAACCCCAUCAUCUAUAGCCUGAGGAACAAAGAUGUGAAGGCUGCUGUGAGGAGCUUAGUAAGACAGAAAUGGAGAUUCCCAAUGAUUCUGUGCUCUGUGACUUCUACCUAA
Fukomys damarensis (Damara mole-rat) is the source of this 987-nucleotide messenger RNA. RefSeq names its product olfactory receptor 13C7. Gene Ontology annotation, cellular component: membrane. The transcript has a single exon. Bases 1 to 987 code for a protein of 328 amino acids. Lineage: Eukaryota; Metazoa; Chordata; Mammalia; Rodentia; Bathyergidae. Gene Ontology annotation, molecular function: olfactory receptor activity; G protein-coupled receptor activity. Gene Ontology annotation, biological process: G protein-coupled receptor signaling pathway. The record is from RefSeq and is a predicted model, not a curated record.